UUAAAACUAGACUCCAUUUGAAAUGAUUAACUUUUUAGUAAUGCGAUAUGUUGUUCUCAGAUGCUCACCAUACACAAUAGAUAGUCUAAUACUGGGAGUGUAAUGUUCAGCACUAACUAAGAAAAGAGUUUUGUAUGGCCAUAUAUCUAGAUUUGUUCCUCGUCAUAAGUGAAUACAUAUAUCCUUUAAUAUGAUUCUCAUUUAAUUGAUUCCGUUUUGAAGAUAGUUAUUUCAUUCAUGUAUAAGAUUCCUCAUCCGUAUAUAUACACACGAGGAAUUUCAGACUUCAUAUUAUGGGCAUUAUCCUUACCACUGACUUGACACUCCACGAGUUCGUCGACUUUAUCAGAAAAUGACCAAUUCAAUAAGUUGUUCAGAACGAUUGACUUAUACGUGUAUUAUGAUCAGUUUACACUACAAUAGACUAGUAUUAAGUUGUCCAUCAUCUUGACUAUAUCUUCGCUUAAGGAGAUGUUUUGAUAAUUAAAUAAGACAUCUUACCGUUGUUUCGAUCAUGAAUUCUCUCUCUCUUUAUCUUUCUGAUUUGUUUAAUCUUCAUUCUCAUCUUUCAGUUCAAAUCAAAAUGUCAUCUAAUCCAAGUCAAAAAUCAUCAAAAUUAACAAAAUCCAGUUUUAAAGGAUUAUCUCGAUCAAAAAAGCAUAAAAAAAGUAGAAAAGAUAAAGAAAAAAUUGAAGAAGAAGAACAUGGACAAGAACAAAAAACAGAAAAAACAAAUCAACUUAAUAUUUUAGAUAAUUCACCUAAAACAUUAAAUAUAAUUCAAGAUUCAUUACAUAAUCAAUCAAUGGAAAAGAACUCUUCAUUGAAUGGGGUAAAUUCUAUCGAUUUACAACAGACUACUAAUACUACUACUAAUAAUAACUGCGUAAACAAUGAGAUAGUUACUAAUUCUAUUACUGGAGUUACUAUUUCAUCGACUACGUAUGAAAAUAUUCUCAAUAAUAAUAAAUCAAAACAGAAAAUUAAAAAGAAAGAGGAGAAACAAUUAAAAUGUACUACUACUAAUACUACUGAUUCAAUGGACAUAGUUUCUCAAUCAAAUUUACAUUAUUCUAAUUCACUUAAAAAUAAAAAGAAACGUGGCCUAAAAUUGCAUUCACAUAAUAAAUCAAUAAAAAAAGAACAAACAAAAACUGUGAAUAAAACCAUUUUUGGAAUGCCUUUAGAUAUAGCCUGUAACAGAAAUCCUAGUCAUGAUGGAAUCGUUCUGCCAGCGUUUUUUCGUCAUUGUAUCGAUUAUAUUGAACAGUAUGGUUUAAGUUCUGAAGGAAUUUAUCGUGUACCAGGUGUACAUUCACAAGUACAAGCAGUCAUUUCUGCAAUCGAUAAUGGUAUAGAAUUUCCAGAUAUUCCGCCGACAUCAGCUGCAUUUUAUUGUAAUCAAGCUAGCUAUACUAAACAACGUUCUAGUCAUUUUCAAAUUGGAUCCGAUUCUAUUUCUAAGGGAAAAAUACGACAUCUAAGUUCAUCUCAUUCUAAAUUAAAAGAUCAAAAUUCUCAAUUAUCUCAUAAAACUUCAGAUCAUCGUAGCAGAAAUAUUCCCACACCGACUAAUUUUAUUACAGGAGCAUUUUGUGUAAAAAAUUCCAAUUCAGGAUUAUUUAAUAGUAGUAAUUCACCAGUGAAACAAACUUCAACUCUAUUACCAUAUAGUAAUAAUAAUAAUAAUAAUAAUAGUACAAGUCCACAAACAACAGGAAUCACUAUCCUACCACAUGAUCCAGCUGUUAUUGCCAGUGUUGUCAAACAUUUUCUACGUAGUUUACCUGAAUCUAUUUUAACUAAACGUUUAAGUAAUGUUAUUGAAUCAUUCACUACAGAUAAUAAUGUACAAUUCUAUCAUAAUUUAUCGGUUUUAAUCCAUCAAGAAUUACCUAUAUCAAAUCGUUAUUUAUUAGCAUGGAUUAUACAACAUAUGAUGCAUAUUAUUGAUAGAUCUGGUGAAAAUCGUAUGACAUUAGCGAAUAUUAUUAUUGUUUUGUCACCAUGUUUAGGCAUAAGUCAUCGUUUAUUGGGUAUAUUAUUAAAUUCUAUACCACCUAAAGAUUUUUCUUUGGAUCUAUGUAAAUUAGAUCCUAAAUUGCCUACAUUCAUGACAAAUAAUAUUGAUUCGAGUACUUGGCAUUGGUUAUUUCCUCAUCCAAUUUACCUAUUAAAAUCUUAUAUACCUCCAUUGAAAUCAUUAUAUGGAUUAGAUUUGCCUGAUACUAAUGAGGAAUUAGAUAUGGAAUUGAAGAAACAAGAAUCGUUGCUUACUUAUUUAUGUGAACAAAUUCAACUGGAUGGUGAUGAAGGGAAUUCCGGUAAAGAAACUAAUUUACGUAAUGUACAGCGUAUAAUGACAGAAUUAAAACGACGUAAAACUCUAACAGAUCCUGAAGCUAUUCGACAAGAAAUAAUUAAACAACAAGCAUACUUAGAUCGAUUACAUAAUUUAAUAAUACAGAGUAUAUCAAUACCAACUACUACUAUGAAUUCUGCUACUACUACUACUGUCCCUGUUAGUGGUGAUGGAUGCUCAGGUACAUCGAGUGGAUCCAAAGAUAAUUGUAAUCAACGUCGAAGAAUAACUGGAACUGACAAAUACUCAAAAGGUCAUCGUCAACAUUCAACAACCUUUGAGAAGAUUCCUUAUUCUGAUGAACUAUGGGAAGUUCAACGUGAAAUAACAACGCUUAAACGCAAGUUAAAACAACAUGAAAGGUCGAAAGCAUUACAACAAAAUCAACAAUCAUCACCAGAUAUAACAACAGCAACGUCCACAUCAUCAUCAUCGUUAGCAGGAACAAAUGAGUUAAAAUCAAAUUAUCCUUGUGUUAUGUUUAUGUCUGGUUCUCCAUUAGUUAUACCGUCCGUUUCAGAAUUAGAUCAAGAGGAAGUUCUUAAUUUAACGUUGAGAAAAUUACCACCAAUUGAACCAAUUACUUCAAUAACACAAUUAUUAGUACCUACAACUAGUAAUAGUUGUUCAGAACAAUCAAUCAAUAAUGUUAAUAACGGUGAUAAGACAGAAUUUAUGGAACAAAUUUCAUCAUCAACAGUAGUAACAUCAUUGGAAACAAUAACUACUACUACUACUACAAUUGGGACAGUGGCUACAAAUGAUUGUAUACAUCAUCAAGAAGAUAACCAUCAUAUUGAUAAUCAUGUUAGUGAAGGUGAAGGUGGCAGCGGUGCUAAUAAUAUCAGCCAUAAUACAUUAAAUGUAAAUAAUAUUGUACAAGAUGAAAAUAAUCACCAAGAUCAAGGAUAUUUAAAAGAUAGCACUACUAUUGCUACUACAAUGAAUACAGAUAAUAGGAAUAACGAUAAUCAUAUGAAUGAUAAAUUCAUGUAUGAACAAGUUAUGACUGUGAAAUCUAGUCAGAUGCCUAAUAUGGAUAAUCAAGUCAUUGAACAAGAAACCAAAUCUGUGGAUACUGCACAUUCACCUUCAGACCCAACUCCUACAGAAAUUAAUAACAAAACUAUUCCUAAUGCGUACACUCAGAAUAUAUUAAUCUCCACGAAUACUAAUGAUAAUACUGAUAAUAUUGUAUUAUAUCCUUAUGAAACAAUUUCGACUGUUGAUAACUCAACUUAUUCUGUGAGUUAUUCACCUUCACUUCCACCACCAUCGGAUUUAGCGCCAAAAUUAUCAGAAUUUAUUAAAACUUCUACAGUCGAUAUAAAUGAUUCGAAAUCACGUCAAAUUAUGUAUUAUAAAGCACGUAAACAAGAAUUGAUCGCAAUACAAACGGAUUUACGUGCAAGAAUUCGUUCGGAAAAUGCAGAAAUUAGUCGACUACAGUCAUGUAUAAAUCACCUUCUAGAAUCUGGAGGUAGACGAGCUAAACGAAUAUAUCGUACCUAUAUGACGGCAAAACAUCUUUGUCCAGCUUGGUUGUUAAAUCAAAAUCCCAUUCUUUCAACACCACGACAUACUUUAAGUAAUGAGGAUCAAAUGAAUUAUUAUGUAUCACAACCAUGGACUAAAAUAGCUGAAAGUUUAACAACUGUAAUCAAUGACAAUGUUCUCGAUGAUGAUGACGACGAUCAUACUACUGCUACUACUCAAUACAGUAGUAUUAAUAAUCAAAAGGAAAAAUGUUUACUCGAUGAAUAUUCAAGUGAUUCUGAUCGUCACCACCGUCAUCUUCAUUCUACUAAUGAUGAUAAUGAUGAUGGCGAUUCGUUGGAAGAACCAAUUUUGACGAAUAGAUGUUCUUCGCCCGAUUCAGUCGCUUAUUCACGACUAACUGAAGAAGAAAACGAUAUAAAUUCUGUACAAAAUGUACAACUAACAAAACAUGAACAAAACAAUGAUGAUGAUGAUGAUGAUGAUGACGACGACGAUGAAGAAGAAGAAGAGUAUGAUGAUGAUGAUGAAGAUGAAUGUGAGCUAGAGUUAGCUACAACAUUACAUCAACUUACAUUAGACAAUGCUCGUUUAGAACAACUCAAUGCUCGUUCGUUAGAAGCUAUACAAGCUGAACGAAAUCGCUGCGCUGAUUUAAAAGUUUUGCUCAAACUUCGUCAUAAUUCCUGCAAUAAACCAAUAGGCACUAUUUAA
Messenger RNA from Schistosoma spindalis, 4573 nucleotides. The record is from the annotation of a GenBank genome assembly. Lineage: Eukaryota; Metazoa; Platyhelminthes; Trematoda; Strigeidida; Schistosomatidae.